This is a messenger RNA of Lentinula edodes (shiitake mushroom), 460 nucleotides long. RefSeq lists its product as uncharacterized. The transcript has 3 exons. Lineage: Eukaryota; Fungi; Basidiomycota; Agaricomycetes; Agaricales; Omphalotaceae. The coding region runs from base 33 to 365 and encodes 110 amino acids. The record is from RefSeq and is a predicted model, not a curated record.
CAUUAUGUUCUACCAGCCAAAUUCAGUAACAGAUGUCACUUCCCCUUCACCAGAAGAAGACCUCGAACGUCCUUAUCCUAUCCCUGGGAUUGUUGUUUUCAACAUUGGAAAGACCGAGCGUAAACGAUUGGACACCGGUCCAGAAUGGGAGGCAGUCAGGCCAUAUCAUCAGCUUCGUUCAAGGAGUGUCGGUGUCGGCAGGGGCACAAAUCGUGAUUGACACAGAUGACGAGGAUUGGGCAAAUUUUGUUGAAGCUCGGCAUGGAAGCUCAUGGAAGACUCGUAACGUGAUCAUUUACAUUCUGGAUAUGCGCAUAUUGUUGAACGGCUUUGAAUUUGAGGACACGUCUAGAUAUGUGCCUUGAAUUGCCAUUGAGGUGAACAUGUAUCCCUGCUACAACAGCCAUGCAAGUGCCCACAUCGUGAGUGUUCGAAAUAAGAAAGGUGAUUUGUAAGCGCU